AUGCCGACAUUCAAGGACAUCAAGGCGAAGAAUGCGCAGUUCGCCGCAUCUGCGCGCGAGAAUGCAGGGAAGCCGCGCAUCCGCAGCAACGCCGCCGCUUCCUCGGCCGACGCUGGCGAAGACGCAUCGUUCGAGGCCAAGCAAGCCGCGGCCAAGCGCGGGAGAUCCAACGUCCGACCCGCGCGCAGGGAGCGCAACGCCGCCGCGAGCAAGGGCUUGGUUGGAGGAAGCCUGCGCAACAACAAGCUCGCGCUCGGCCUCAUUGUGUUUGUCGUCAUUGGCGGAGUGUUCUUCGAGCUGAUGCGCUUGUUCUUGUAG
Sporisorium graminicola is the source of this 318-nucleotide messenger RNA. RefSeq lists its product as uncharacterized. Lineage: Eukaryota; Fungi; Basidiomycota; Ustilaginomycetes; Ustilaginales; Ustilaginaceae. The transcript is spliced from 3 exons. Bases 1 to 318 code for a protein of 105 amino acids. The record is from RefSeq and is a predicted model, not a curated record.